Messenger RNA from Protopterus annectens (West African lungfish), 1513 nucleotides. RefSeq names its product ADP-ribosylation factor-like protein 9. Gene Ontology annotation, molecular function: GTP binding; GTPase activity. The transcript has 4 exons. Bases 496 to 1272 code for a protein of 258 amino acids. NCBI's taxonomy places the organism in Eukaryota, Metazoa, Chordata, Ceratodontiformes, Protopteridae. The record is from RefSeq and is a predicted model, not a curated record.
ACAGGACAUCCAGUGUAGCUUAGCAAUCACAGAACAGCAACUGUCUGAUUAUGGAGCGACGAUAUAAUAAAAAGGCAGACUACCACAUGUUCAGUCUGUGCGCGUGCGUAGAGUUAUUGUUCUACAGUUGAGUCAUUUAAAGUACGAGGAAUUCGCAGUCUUGUGUAUUAUUUACUACUGCUCGUUUAUGAGGCACUGCUGUCAGUUUGGAACGUGUUGUUACAGCAACGUAUUGGAUUUGCGACACCACAGCAAAUUAGGACAAUAGGGACGAAUGAAUUCUGUGUCAGGUAACAGUCGAAAAACUGGCCUUCUGCAUUUUAAUGUGCGCGGGAGUGUCUGGACUUGACUGGACUGGUAGAGUGUUUCAGCUUGGCGCAGGCAGAUUCAUAAAGUGUUACUGAGACAGCCGGGUUACCCAUUACCCCUGCUGUGACCACCACAACCCGUCUCUUGUUAUAUAUUUUACGUAGUAUUAAAGGACCUUUUAUUAAUAUGCCUAAUAUCCAUCAAGUAGGGAUAGUAGCAGGAGCAGCUACUGCUGCUGUCGUUGCAUAUGGAAUAUGGAGAUACAUGGGGUCACCAAAGCAGGUCCCGGACGAUCAGGCUGGUGUACUGAACGUAAAACAGCCUGCAGAGAAAGCGAGUGUAACCAAGGACUGUGCAUCAGCGGAGGAGAUUAGGCAGCAGUUUUUAUCUCAACACUUUGCAGCCCCCACCCCGCAGGCGUCUCCGGAAACACAAAAGGCGAAAACCCAUACUAACAAGGUCCUUGUACUGGGCCUCAGCGGUGCUGGGAAGACUAGCAUUUUACACGGUCUUACAACAAACAAGGUUGUUCGCAACACAAGUCCCACAGAAGGCCUUAAUGCAGUGUGUCUUAACACAAAUCAUUGCAAAGUGGAUUUUUUAGAAAUUGGUGGCAGUGAGAAUCUUCGUGUCCACUGGAAAAAGUACUUGCCUCAAGCGAUACUGUUGGUUUAUGUAGUGGAUGCAGCUGAUCAUCAGAAUUUCAAGCUUGCCAGAACAUGCCUGCAUGACUUGAUUCAGGAACACUCCAAACUUCCUGUUUUUGUAUUAGCCCAUAAGCAGGACAUUGCUGGAGCAGUUGGAGUGGCUGACCUUCUUGAUGUCCUUAACUUGCCUGAAGUAGGCAGAGAGAGAAAACUUUAUAUUGUUGGGACUGGUAUAGCAGAUGAUGGGAUAGAAAUUGGAAGCAGCUUGGAGGAUAUACGAGAAAUGGUUACUCAGCUGGUGUUUGAAACUAACUGAAUCAUUUUUGUGUUGGUAAAUUAAAUACAACAUUGACUGGGCAGCUGUGAUAAAGCAAGGCAUUCCCUUUCAGAGUGUUUUGAUUUUUGCUGGCUUUAAGAGCAAAGCUUGAGUCCAUUAUGAGUCAGAAACCAUAAGAAAGGAAAUUAAAUGGAUUUAUCUCUCUUGUUGUGAACACUGCUGAUUUAUAAUAUAUUGUGGAGAUCCACACUAUUUAGAAAAAAAAAAGUAUUUGAAAGCA